This is a messenger RNA of Antechinus flavipes (yellow-footed antechinus), 2027 nucleotides long. It is a transcript of the gene NQO1, whose product is annotated as NAD(P)H quinone dehydrogenase 1. Bases 112 to 936 code for a protein of 274 amino acids. Gene Ontology annotation, molecular function: NAD(P)H dehydrogenase (quinone) activity. Lineage: Eukaryota; Metazoa; Chordata; Mammalia; Dasyuromorphia; Dasyuridae. The transcript has 6 exons. Gene Ontology annotation, cellular component: cytosol. The record is from RefSeq and is a predicted model, not a curated record.
CUGCCAGCUUCCAAGUGCAGACUCCGCUCUCCGCCCAGCCCGUCUGGCCCCUGCUCCUUUGGCCAAUCGGAGGGUCUCUAGACGCUAUCUUCGCCCCGCCCUGCAGGAGCGAUGGCUGCCAAGAGAGCACUGAUAGUUCUGGCUCACUCGGAGAAGACAUCCUUCAACUAUGCCAUGAAAGAAGCUGCUGAGGAGGCUCUAAAGAAGCAGGGCUGGCACGUGACAGUGUCGGACCUGUAUGCCUUGAAUUUUAAUCCAUUGAUCUCCAGGAAGGACAUCACAGGUGAUCUAAAGGACCCUGACAACUUUAAGUACCCAGUCGAAUCUGUUCAGGCUUAUAAGGAGGGGCGGCUGAGCUCAGAUAUUGUCGCUGAACAGAAGAAGGUGAAAGAUGCAGAUCUUGUGAUAUUUCAGUUUCCAAUGCAGUGGUUUGGGCUGCCUGCUAUCCUAAAGGGUUGGUUUGAAAGAGUUUUCAUUGGAGAAUUUGCAUAUUCAUAUGCAACCAUGUAUGACAAGGGACCCUUUAAGAACAAGAAGGCCGUGCUCUCCCUCACCACUGGAGGGGCUGGCUCCAUGUAUUCGCUGCUCGGCGUCCAUGGAGACAUGAACGUCCUUCUCUGGCCAAUCCAGAGCGGCAUUCUGUACUUCUGUGGUUUCCAAGUCUUGGAGCCUCAGCUCGUCUACAGCAUCGGACACACUCCAGCCGACGAACGGCUUCAGAUUCUGGACAAAUGGAAGAAGCGCUUGGCAACCAUCUGGGAAGAGAAGCCGCUGUCCUUUGCUCCAAGCAGCUACUUUGAUCUGAACUUCCAGGCGGGAUUCUUGCUAAAAAAAGAAGUGCAGGAAGAACAAGCAAAGAAGAAAGAUGGGCUUUCUGUUGGCCACCACUUUGGCAAAAGCAUCCCAACUGACAACCAGAUCAAAGCCAAGAAAUAGGACACCCCAAAACUCAUUUUCUCCUAAUAAUUUAUCUAAUAAACUUUUAAUUUUUAGUCUUCUUGACCUGCCUCUUCAGGGCUCUCCCCUCAUAUAUUUUUGGGGAUUGAGCUAAGACGAAAGUUCAGUGGCACUUAAAAGCUCCUAGUUACUCUUUGUAUUUGAAUUCUUCACUUUAGUGGGAUCUAAGAUUGUCCCAUGGUGUUUUCUUUUCUAUAUUAAGUUGACUGAUCCUGAUGUAGUUCCUAAUUAUUUUCAUUACUUGGAGUUUACCUAUAAGGUGAGAUUAAGUAAACUUUUUAUUGUUGCAGAAUGAGAGUUGGAAUUUAUAUAGAGCAGAACAUUGUGAAUGUAUUUUAAAAUUAAAAAAAGUUUAAUCACAUGAGUUUUUUCUUAAUUUAUCAUCAAACCAUUUGUGUUUCAAAACCUCCAAGGUAUUUACCUGAUUUAUGUAAACACGAUAGUAGAUUCUAACCUUCUAUUCAACAGGAGCUAUGACUUUUAAGUUUCACUGUAUUUGUGAUUCAGGAUUUUCAGACUCUCUCCCUCACUCUCAAAUGUUUCUGUUUUAUUCAACAUCCAUCCUUUUUUCAUUGAUAAUUAGAUUCAGGUUUACACCAUGUCAUUUUGAUUUGUAUCUUUGGCUCCUUUGUUUUUCAGAAUAUAAUAUUCCAUUCCCUUCUGUGGUUUUUAAUUGAUACAGAGUAUUUGAAUUUCAUUUUCUGUAGGUCGGAAGGUCUUUUGGUUGUUUGUAGAAUUUGUUACUUGCCCUCAGAAAUGGAUUACUUAAUUUAAAUGCCACAUACAGGAUAGGUUGGUUUGUUUAUUUGUUUUCUUGGAAGUGAUUCUGUGGAUUCAUUUAUUGGUGCUUUCUUUUUUAUAUUGAGAAAUUCUACGUAGAAUUCUUGUAUUCUUUCUUGCAUUAUGGUAUUUGUCAUACUCUUUUCAGAGGUUUAUGAUCCCUCAGUUCUUUUUUACACAUCUUGUAUUUAGCUUGUAUGGUGAUUAUGUAUAAAUUUAAUGUUAUUGUUUUUCUUAGGUGAUUUUUUCUAAAUUAUUCUUCACUCAAAUAUAUAUUCAUUCUUAAUCAA